UCAAGUGAACAAAAACAACACUUUGACCGCCUAGAGUGUCAGGCUGUCAGCUAGUAAACGUAGACUAGCAACAUCGACUCGGAACUUGGAUCACAUUUUGUACCAAUAACUCGUCUGGGUACCCUUACUACAAAAUUCUCUUCAAUACUUCUUCACUGGCAUGCGUAGAACAGGUUGCAAAACAUCGCGAAGGAGAAGGGAAACUUGGAGUAGAACAGGUUAUAGCACUGGAUGUCUGUCGGAUUCAAUCAAACUGACCUAAUUGCGUGAAUCGAAUAAUAAGUUCAGAAUAAGCUUCUUUGCCUGGAUUAGGCUGUCCACCUUUCAGGAUCACCAACUGUAGCGAGAAGCACAGCUCUGGUUACCCUUGAAUCUGAGAUCUUGGUGGUACUAGUGGUCAUUUUGGCGAUGGAGAAGGAAGACGAAGCAGUGAAGAAUGCACAGGUUGUGGAAGCUAGGGCCAGAAAUAUUAGCCACAAUGUGCGUUGUACAGAUUGUGGAAGUCAAUCAAUUGAAGAUUCACAAGCUGAUGUUGCCAUUCUUCUGAAGAAGUUGAUCCGCGAUGAAAUUCGCUCUGGGAAAAGCGAUAAAGAGAUAUUUAAAAAGCUGGAGGACGAUUUUGGUGAUACGGUACUUUACGCUCCACGUUUUGAUCUACAAACUGCGGCUCUUUGGCUAUCACCGUUUCUAGUUGCAGGGGCUGCGGCAGGGGUAUGGGCUUAUCAAAAGCAUAGACAGAAGACUAACGUGCACAUAAUGGCGCUGAACCUUGUGAGGGGUGUUCCGUUAACCCCGAGAGAAAGAGAGACAAUGCUAGAUAUUCUAACACCACCACCUGCGCCAGGAAGAAGGCGAUGGUGGGGUUUAUAAUCACUGCUGACUCCAUAACUUGCACAACUUCUUCUUCCAUUAUCUUCUUAUAGGUUUUAUUGCCUCCUUUGGUAAUGUUUUACCAAUUAAUGCGAGAUUCUGUAAGGUUUUCUUAUAUAAUUGCAUUAUAUUGUCAGUGGUGGAGAAAAACACUAUCCAAAGUUGGAGUUUUAGUUCAAACCAAAAUUUUGUAAAGGAGAAUUUUACCCUCUGAAUGCUUCUUGAAUUUGACUCUGA
Messenger RNA from Papaver somniferum (opium poppy), 1107 nucleotides. Its product is annotated as cytochrome c-type biogenesis CcmH-like mitochondrial protein. The transcript is spliced from 5 exons. Lineage: Eukaryota; Viridiplantae; Streptophyta; Magnoliopsida; Ranunculales; Papaveraceae. Bases 409 to 870 code for a protein of 153 amino acids. The record is from RefSeq and is a predicted model, not a curated record.